AUGCUUAAGAAAGCUGAAUCCGGCACAUGGCUCCCUGCCUACGUCCCGGGAUCAUCUAAUAUGGUGGUAAUUUUGCUUAUGACUUCGUCAAUGACGAUCUCGACUACUUAUGGAGUUUACCGAUCAAUGCUCAAUGGCCUUAAUAUCCUACCCGCAUACGUUGAUUAUUUUGAUCUCAAUGAUACAACAAAAGGCUUGCACACCGCCGCAAUUUUUAUUGGUGGCUGUCUGGCAACGCCCUUCUCAGGCUUGCUGUGCGAUCGCUUCGGUCGCCGCCCUGCUAUCCUCUGGGGCAGUCUCAUUGCAAUUGCCUUUAUGGCAGUUCAGACUGCAGCUCAAAAUGUCGCUAUGUUUAUUGUAGCACGAGUGUUAAUUGGGUUUGGAACCGCAAUCGCCAAUAUUGCCAGCGGAACGUACCUGUCUGAGACGUUUCCAAAUAAGUGGCGAUUAUGGGGCGUUAGUAUGCUUAACAACUUUUACUACGUCGGUGCUUUGAUCAUUGCAGUCAUUACUCUUAGUACGAGCUCCUGGGAAUCGUCGUGGGCCUGGAGGCUUCCUUCCGUUGCCCAAGGCAUGUUCUCUGUAUUCAGCAUCGCAUUUCUGCCAUUCAUUCCUGAAUCCCCCCGUUGGUUGGCUUAUCGUGGCCAUCAUGAAGCAGCACGGCUUGCAGUUGCUCUGGUUGGCUUUAACGGUAACGUCGAAGAUCCGGCAUCAAAUAUUCUAUACGAGCAGAUCGUCAAGGGUAUUGAGUUAGAGCGCUCUCAGAAGCUCAAUGUGACAAUAUGGGGCAUUAUCAAGGAUCCUGUCGCAAGAAGACGGCUCCUGAUUGGCUCAUCAACGGGAAUAUUUGCUUCAACAGCUGGAAACGUUAUCGCGACAUUCUAUCUUGGCGCCGAGCUCAAGACUGCGGGCAUCACAAAUAUAAAAUCUCAAUUGAAGGCGAACAUUGUCCUAAAUGCAUGGUGCCUUCCUUGCGCACUUGCAGGGACACAAUUCAUAUCCCGCUGGGGACGAAAGUCGACUGCAAUCAUUACUGAAAUACUUUUGAUUGGCUGUCUUUUGACCAUUGGCCUUCUCACGAAAAAGUAUGCCGAAUAUCCGGACCACGCCUCAAAGGCUUUGGUCUAUGGCAACGUGGCCGUAAUGUUCCUCUUUCAAGGCAUCUAUUCCAUUGCAUGGACGCCCUUGUUUAGCCUCUAUCCGCCAGAGAUUGCGAAUUUCUUGAUUCGUGCUCACACUGUAGCCAUUACACAACUUGGACAAAAUCUUUGUGGCACCAUAUUGGUGCUAGUUACACCCAUUGCUCUCCAAACCAUUGGCUGGAGGAUGUAUGUCAUCAACGCGUCCUGGGAUGUUGGGAUUGCGGUGCUGAUUUGGUGCUUUUGGGUUGAAAUCAAAGGAAAAUCUUUGGAAGAGAUUGAUAAAAUAUUCGAUGCUGAAAGGGAAAGAGAUACUGUGGCAAACUCUACCGCUUUUGAGAAGCCAACUCUCCUUAGUGGAGUGCGGCAAGUUUUGCCGACGUGA
Trichoderma virens Gv29-8 is the source of this 1524-nucleotide messenger RNA. RefSeq lists its product as uncharacterized. Gene Ontology annotation, cellular component: membrane. Gene Ontology annotation, molecular function: carbohydrate:proton symporter activity. The record is from RefSeq and is a predicted model, not a curated record. The transcript has 8 exons. Gene Ontology annotation, biological process: carbohydrate transport; transmembrane transport. The coding region runs from base 1 to 1524 and encodes 507 amino acids. NCBI's taxonomy places the organism in Eukaryota, Fungi, Ascomycota, Sordariomycetes, Hypocreales, Hypocreaceae.